CCGCGCCACUUCAGACGCAGCGGCGCGCCGUUCAGGUUCCGGGGCGCCGCCGAGCUCGGCGGAAGGCCGAGCUGGACGGCCGGGAUGGAGGAGGCCGGGGCGGCGGGGGCCACGGCCGGAGAGGCCGAGCUAAACUGGUCCCGCCUCAGCGUGUCCCCCGAGACGCUGGAGUCCGAGCUGGAGGCGCGUGGCGAGGAACGGCGCGGCUCGCGGGAGGCCCUGCUGCGGCUCCUGCUGCCCCAUAACCGUCUGGUGUCGCUGCCGCGGGCGCUGGGCAGCGGCUUCCCGCACCUCCAGCUGCUAGAUGUGAGUGGCAACGCCUUGACGGCGCUAGGACCCGAGCUGCUGGCGCUGAGCGGCCUGCGCACGCUGCUGGCCAGGAACAACCGACUCGGCGGGCCGGGCGCGCUGCCCAAAGGCCUGGCCCAGUCGCCGCUCAGCCGCAGUCUCCAGGUGCUCAAUCUCAGCGGCAACUGUUUCCAGGAGGUGCCCGCUUCAUUGCUGGGGCUGCGAGCGCUGCACACUCUCAGCCUGGGCGGCAACCAGCUACAGAGCAUCCCGGCCGAGAUCGAGAACUUGCAGAGGUUAGAGUGUUUAUAUCUUGGAGGGAACUUUAUCAAAGAAAUUCCACCAGAAUUAGCAAAUCUGCCUUCUCUGAAUUACUUGGUGUUAUGUGACAACAAAAUUCAAAGUGUGCCUCCUCAACUUUCACAGUUGCAUUCACUUCGUUCUCUCAGUCUCCACAAUAACUUGCUGACAUACCUGCCCCGAGAGAUCCUCAACCUAAUUCAUUUGGAAGAGUUGAGCUUACGAGGAAAUCCACUGGUUGUUCGUUUUGUUAGAGAUUUAACCUAUAACCCUCCAACUCUCCUGGAAUUAGCUGCACGGACCAUUAAGAUGCGAAAUAUUUCUUACACUCCAUAUGAUCUUCCUGGGAAUCUUCUUAAAUAUUUGAGUUCAGCCAGCAAUUGCCCAAACCCAAAGUGUGGUGGAGUCUACUUUGACUGUUGUGUCAGACAGAUUAAAUUUGUGGACUUCUGUGGGAAGUACCGCCUCCCGCUGAUGCAUUACUUAUGUUCGCCAGAAUGCUCUUCCCCAUGCAGCUCUGCCUCUCACAGCUCCACGUCCCAGAGUGAGUCUGACUCAGAAGAUGAGGCUGGCAUUGCUGCGCACAGGAUGCAGAAAGUUCUUCUCGGCUGAACAGAAGUGCAGAGUGUCGGGAAAUACUAAAAAACCUUAGAGGUUAUGAAAGAACAUAGAACCUGAUGUUGGUUACCUUUGUUUUGAGUGUCCAUGUAAGAGUGGGUUACAUUAAGGUUCAUCUGCCAUUUAGUAGGAAUAAAUUCAUUUUCCAUUUCUUUUACUAUAACUCACUCUGAAUGGCAGUUGUUGGCUGUAUGCAGUUUCACUCAGUUUUUACAUGAAUCACCCAGCAGAGUGGUACAUUCUGAACACUGUUGUAUUAGGCCUGUAAUUUUCAGUGAUGGAAAGGAAGAAAAAAUGAUCAAAGCUGUAAUUAUUGAUAGGUUGUCAUUGAGUUUUGAUUGAAAGCUAUAUCAUAAUAGGAUUAACUCUUCAUAUAAUUCCCAUUUGUUUAGAUUCAGACCUCUUCGUAUGUACUUACAGAUGGUUACAUAGAACCUAAGCCUUUCUGACCAACCAAGUGGUAAAGUAAGGAAUGUAACUUGUACGUGGAAUAUUUAACUUUUCUGUUCCUUGUUUAUAUGAUUGUUAAUAACUUUAUCCAGCAGUGACUGGAGCAGUGCCUUAAUGUUAGCAAAGUUAUAGAAACUUACUCAAGAAAAAGUGCUUGUGCCAGGUGUGGUGGUGCACGUUUGAAAGCCCAGCACUUGGGAGGCUGAGGCAGGAGGAGGAUUGCUGUGAGUUCAAGGCCAGCCUGAAUUGCACAGUGAAACUGUGUCUCAAAAAGACCAAAGAAAAAAACCAGUGCCAGAGCAUGUACAAACCAGCUUGCAAAACACUUCUUUUCUUUUCCUUUUUUUUUUUUUUUUUGGUGCGAAGGAUUGAACUCAUGACCUCGCGCUUGCCAGGCAGGCGCUUAAGCCACUGAACUAAAUCCUCAGUGUGCAAAACACUUUCAAAUGUAUGUCGACAGAACUAGUACUAGGUUAUCACCUAUUUGACAUCUAGGUUCAUGGCCAUCAUAAUUUCAUGUUUUUGCUUAAAUAGUGAUUCCUUGUGAACAAAUUACUUUUAUACUUAAUGGGAGGCCACAGUCUUGAACAAUCUGUUCAUCAUAAAAUAGAACAUUAGUUUUUAACAGAAAAUUCUAUAAGUUAUAGCUAGGAAAGCUUCUUUAUAUCUUGCUCUAAAUGGGGAAAAAGUUUAGAAUUUUUAAUAAUCAAAUGUGACUCCUGUAAUUAUGUACUAAAUGUGACUUUCCCUAUACUUCAGAAGAAAAUAAUUAACAAGAAAAACAUUACAGUGGAACAAAUAAGUUGGAAACAGGGAUUUUGUGUUUAUGUACAAUAGAACAGUUUCCAAAACUACUUUAAUUAUGCAUGACUUUUUGAAAAUAAAAUACUGAUAAAUAGAAAAAAAUGUAUUACACGUAGGGGAAAAGGAUUCACAGAUUUUUGCCAUUAGAAAUUAUCAAAUUUUUGGCCAGAUGUGGUGGUGCAUGCCUAUAAUCCCAGCACUCAGGUAGUUGAGGCAGGAAGAUUGCUAUGAGUUCAGAGUCCGCCUGGGCUCAGCCUGAACUACAUAGCAAGCCCCUAUCUCAAGGCCUUCUCCCACCAAAAAAGAAAUUAUUAAGUGGUUAUUAAAUAUUUUAAUAUAGACUAAAGAUUUAAUAAUAGUUCAACUUAAUAAAUUUCUGUUAUAAAGUACACAUUAGUAAUCAACCCAUAAUAUGAUGGCUAAUCAGUAAAUGUUACAUAUACAGUAAUAUACAGAUCAGAUUGCAUUAGAGCAUCGGGUGUUAUCAUUUAAAGGGAACACUAUUUCUUAAAAGCCAAUUGUAUAAUACUGGUAUAUAUGUAUGUUAAGUUUUCUCAUAUAAUUUUUAUUGUAGAAGAAAAUAUGGUAUAGAUUAAUUCAGGAUUUGUGUGUUUAUUUGUGUGUAAAUUCAUGAAACAUCAUGAGAGUUUCAUGACUGCAAUUGUGAAACGCUGCUAUAGUGAAUCCCUUCACCUUUACCUUGUUAUAAUGUAGUAAGAUUUAUUUUUUUCUUUUGAUUCAGAAAUUUUCUGCCUAUAUCUAUAGAAAUAGUCUAAUGUAUAUCUGUGUUUAACAGUAAUAAUGCGGGCGAUUAUAUCAUAUAAUAGAAGUAAUAAAGUUUUUGCUUCUUCAGUUGGGCCACAGUAAGCCGGAGACUACACACUAAGUGACUUAGUUAAGAUACAUAAAAUAUUUUCUUGGAAAAUAAUUUAUAGCAGAAACAUAGGACCAGAUUUCUCUGGCUGACAUGUGCCUCUACUUCACUGACCAUCAGCUUAACCUAAGUAAUUCUUAGAAGAAUUAGUCUUUGUAAGUUAACUAGGUGUGUAAAUAGAACACUUAACUUUACAUAGCCUUUCCAGCUUCCUAUAAAGAUGGUAUACUGCUCUAUCUUUUACAGAUGUAAAUAAUUCCAACCAGCCUGUGCCAUAUAGCGUAGGUACAUAUUUUGUGUGUAAUAACAUGUUUAUUAUGAUUGAAAAGUGUAUUAUCCAUAUGUAUCUAUCUUUGUUAAUGUUAAUGAACUCUACCUUUUAGGUGUUUUAUCCUUUUUUAAAAAUCUUUUACCUUACCCUUAACAAUUUCUGAGAUUUUCCUUCUUUUCCUCAUCUUCCCUUUUCUCAUAAAUAGUUAUUAACUAGAAGAUGAGAGAUAAGACACUUCAUCAUCUAGAAAGAAGAUAACCAGUUUCCUAGUCAUAUAGUAGACUGGGGUGUCUAAAAUAGUACUCUGAUUUUUCAGUCAUGUUUGUGUUUAACCACAAUUGUUGAACUUUAAUUGGUUUUUUAAAAAACAGAUUUGUGCAAUAAAUUUUUGAUAUUGUUCCAGUUGGAUGACAGAACUGCUAUAGAAAAAUUGCCUUAAGUAAAGCAUUAAUUUGUGCAGAAUGGAAUUCUUCAGUCCUAGUGUUUGAAAUUGGAAUGAGUGUACCUUGUGUAUUCUUAGUAGUAGUCUUUACGCCUGGAAUCAGUUCUGUCUGCAUAACCAUAACUGCAUAACCAAACUAAGUCCGAGAGAUAGUCCUAGGACUUGAGAAAUAGGAAAACUAGCUUACAUGAAAUUCUGACUCCAUGGUUUCAGGAACUGACCGACAUUCAUUAAGGACCAGCUUGUCAGAGUUUUCAGUGUUCUUUGUAUUUGAGUAGUAGAGAUUGUUUAUAUUUUACUUCUAAAUGUAUAUAGAAGUGUGUGUUAUUCUAGUUUUUCGUUUGUGUUUUGAGACAAGGUCUCCCUCUGCAGUCCAGGCUGGUCUUGAACUUAUUAUGUAGCCCAGGCUGGUCUCAAGCUUGCAGUGAUCUUCCUGCAUCAGCUUUGUGAGUGCUGGGAUUACAGGCAUGUGGCACCAUGCCUGAUUUAAAAUUACUGAUACUUAGGAUUUUAAGGCACCCGACUUGAAAGGAAAGGUUGGCAUUUUAAACUGCCCUUCAAAUUUGGGAAAUUUUUGUUAAUAUAAAUAAAGGCAGCCCACAAUGUAUGACUUGAAUACUGAAAACUAAUUAUAUUCAAUAUUGUAAAUAUUAAGUUCAAAUAAUAGAAAGAACCAGCUGUUUUCUAAAAGUGGUAAAUCUUUUUUCUUUUUGGGGGAGUGUACCAGAGAUUGAACUCAUGACCUCAUGUCAGGCAGGCACUUAUGCCUCUGAGGUAAAUUCCCAACAAUAAAGAAAAUCUUUAAAAGCAACAAAUACAGGAAAGGAAAGUCAACAGCCACCUAGGGAUACCCCUGAGUCAGGAAAUCCCUUUAUAGUAAUAUGAGUUGUUUAAAAAAUGAAGUAAGUAAGUGGCCAACUACCUUCCAAAACCUGUUAUCACUAAAUGUGUUCAGUGCUUGCUAUUGAGGGUGUCCACACCCUCCGGUAAUGGAGGGCUGGUAAGUAAUAGGAUUUUCUCACAGCCAACCUUGCUUUUCCCAAAGGGAGGAAAUAGUAACCCAGAGCUUAGGUUCAACAAGUAAGCCUUAGUUAAUGUUUACCUGUUCAUUAUCCUAAAAGAAAGAAAACAAGCAAAUAGUCCAAAUAAAGUUUGAUCUUUGAAAGCAUUUUAGCAGUAGUGAUUUACAUAUAGAAAAUAAUGGUAUUUUAAAUCUUCAUAUAGCUCAUUAUAAAAAAAAUAUCAAUUACAGUAUGUAUAAUUUGUUUAGCUGAAUUUAGUUAGAAAUACGUAUUUUUGCCUAAAUAAUCCUCUUAUACAGAAGUAGAAAUUUUACUGUAUCCUUAUAAAUAUUACUUCCUGUUUAAUCCAAAGUACUACAUAGUGAGCUUUUAAGUUUUGCUGGGCAUUUAAUCGCAAUAAAGGCUAUUGUAUGGGUUUUUAAGCAACACAACCUGUAAUAAUACAUAGUUCUGAUUCCUUCUGCAUAGAAAAGUCUUCAACUUUCACUUUAUAUAAAAUACUAAAUCUUAGUGAAUUUCAUAUCUGUGAUUUUGUAUUUUCAUUAUUGUCUUGAUUUUUUUUAAAAGAUAGCAUGCGUUCAUUCAUGGUCAAAAAAGUGUGUGCCUUAAGUCCUACUAGACCUAAAGUUUGGGGAACUGUUAUCAUUUAAUAUGUUAUUUUUGACAGCCCUAUGAUCUUUUGCAUAUGACAUGAGGGGUUGUGAUCUUAAGGUGUUCUUUUGCCAGAACAGGACCCAGUGUAUGUGCUUCUGGGGAGAGAACUCCAGUUAAUUUACUAUUGUUACAGGAGGUCAAAACCAUAAAGAUCGGGGUCCCCUGAAAUAAAAUCCAUGAAAAGAUAUAUUUUCUUAUAUAUUAUUUUGUUUUAGGAAACUUGGUGACACCAAAGGUAACAAGCAGGCCCUAAGCGUCUUCAUAUUUAUAGCAUUAUAUGAAGAUUCUGUUACAUGAGGCCUAGCAAGUUUUUGCUACCAUUUUUCUUUAUAACAUAAGUCAAAAGGGGUGAGGGUUAGUGGCUCUAUUCUUUUUAUAUUUUUCUUGAUCCAUAUUUUCUAAGAAUAGAUGUUAAAAUAGCUCACUAACAGUACACAUUAUUUGAACACUCACAGGAUAGUAUCAGUUUAGGUGCUACCAGACUUUUAUUUAGCAUUGAUAAGUCUCAGUAAUGCGUGUAAGGGACAGUAUUCAAUAUAGUGUGCAUUAAAUCUAUUAGUUAACUGAACAGUAUUUUUAUACUGUCAUGCCAGAAAGCCAGGGAAGAAAGGUCAUCUGCAUUGAGCGGAAUAUAUUUUGUACCUUUGGCUGUGAAUAGAAUUGGAUAAAAUUGUUUUAUUCAAAAUUCCAGCUAAAGGAAGAAACUAAGAUAAGGUUCACAUUACUGUUGCCAGUAUUGCAAAAACACUACUCAACUGAUUGUGUUUGCAAUUGAUAUUUGAGAAUUCUGUGACUAAUUUUAAUAUUUGUUAACAUUGAUGUGUGGUGAGAAACGACUAUUAACUUUCACAGUCAUGUUGUGGCAAUCAUGUAGAGACUUGAAGUUGUGUUCCGAACUCAGUUUGUAUUCAUAAGAAACAAAAACAAAAUGGGAGAAAAUUUUAAACCAUUAAGUAUUUUGACUUUUCAUAAAGUUUGAGACUUCGAAGUAUCAACGAAGAAUACUGAAAAUAUAUUGACUUCUUAUUACUAUGUAUGAUCUGGUAUUUUAAUUUUCUGUGUGAAUUAAGUAUCUUUAAAGAUAUAGUUAACUAAAAGUUAAUAGUAAAAGGAAUAAAUGGUAUGAUUCAACAAUUAAACUUUUAUUUUCUAAAUAUAGUUUAUUGUAUCAAAUUUAUAUAUUACCUUAUAAUGGUAAAUGCUCUAAAAAGAAUAUUUAAGCAACUUCAAUUGUAGUACUUCUCCAUCACACCCCAGGACGUAACAGAACAUUGUAAUCUUAUAUGAACCUUGUGUGUAUGUUUUGCCUUAUUACACAUUGUGCCUUAUUUUAUUAAACCAUUUUGUUGAAAUCCAAUUCUGUAUUUUGCAGAAGUAACAGUGUUUUCUUCUUAAUUAACAAUUGAUUUUUUUAAAAAGUCUAAAAUCCUCAUGUUUAUAUUUGCCUGUUACUUAUACGUCAUUGUUAUCUGUUUAUUGAAUUUAUUGAAUACACGAGUCUGUAAAAGAA
This is a messenger RNA of Cavia porcellus (domestic guinea pig), 7233 nucleotides long. It is a transcript of the gene Lrrc58, whose product is annotated as leucine rich repeat containing 58. The record is from RefSeq and is a predicted model, not a curated record. Gene Ontology annotation, molecular function: protein binding. Lineage: Eukaryota; Metazoa; Chordata; Mammalia; Rodentia; Caviidae. The transcript is spliced from 4 exons. Bases 85 to 1200 code for a protein of 371 amino acids. Gene Ontology annotation, biological process: signal transduction.